GUAAUCACUUCAAGCUUUUGUUGCAAUCCCUGGUUUUGUUAAAAAUCUUUAUUCCCUGCAAACUUUCCUCUUCUACUCUUGAUUCAAUUCAAAUGUAUAUCUAUUAUCUACCCGUGCAUAUAUAUAUAUAUAUAUAUAUAUUAUAUCUAUAUAUCCAUAACAUCCUUAAAUACUGUGAUUAAUAGUUUUGGAUUCAUAUGUGGAGUAAUCCAAAAAAAAACUACAUAUGCCUUAUUGUUUGUUUAAAAUAAUUGGAUUUAUUUUUUCUUUGUGGAGGAGGGGAAGUACUAAAAAGUGAAAACCUCAUGCAACUAAUCUGAAUAGUUAUUUUCCUCUUAGGAUUUUUUUUUUUUGUUCUUGAUACUCAUGUGAUGAAAAAUUUAAGCGGCAAGUACUUUAAUUUCUCUUUAUCUUUCCUUCAUUUUCUAAGAGAAUACUGUUUUUGGGGCUUUUCUGUUUUUGAUUUGUGUUGGUUAAGAGAAUUUUAUUGUGUUGAUGGACGGGUAAGUGAAAUAAUCUGAUUGUCAUUUUUCUUGUUUGAUUAAAAUUGACUACUCCUGUUGUCUUAGAGUAGGCAAUUUGUGCAAAUAGGCUAAUUGUCAGGUUCGGAUCCAGUCCAUAAGUCCUAGCACCUUGAAUCAGCGACCGACAAUAGGAGUAAUUUAAUUAUCUAUGCUUGCACUUUUAUAUAUUUAUUUUUUGUUUGAAUUAACACAUGUAGUUCAUAAGUAAUGCAUCUUAUUAAUUGAAAAAUGUUUCUAUGAAUUGCUGUUAAAACUGUGCUGGGUCUAAGCAAAUAGAGUUGCGAUAAUAUUGUUACCUCCCUAUGAUUGUUAUUAACUUUCAGGGAAAAAAAAAAAAAAGAGAUAUUGAAAUUUUCAAUUUUGAGUUUUUACUGUCUGCAGUCCAAUAUAGCAUAAAUCGUCUAUUUCUUUUCAUUUAUUGGGAACCAAAAAAACCUAUAAUGCGACAUUUCCUUUGAUAGGAAGUAUGGAGUCUGAUAAUAUUGAAUUUCAUACCACCCGAAUGGUUUUGAGGUAUAUUGGUAAUCACACUUGUUAUGUAGCCUUAGUCUUUGGUGAAUCACAUAAAUCUGAUGUUUUGCUUAUGUUCUUGUUUUCCUUAUCUGUUAUUUUUUGCAACAUCCUUUUCCUUUCCUCAGUUUUAUGCCAAGACGGUAACCCAUAGUUUAGCUUUAACAACAUCUAUUAUUCAUCUGGAACCCUGUUGUGAGAAAGUUUUGCCCUUUGGCCAUUCAAGUGCAUUGAACCUGAGGCUAUGUUACAUAGACUCGGGUACGGGUGUCGGACACGAGUAUGUAUCCAUGUGUCGGAUAUGUCAAAUCUCCAAACAUAAGGACACAUGAACACGGCUAAAUAUUUAUUUUAUUAAUUAUUUUAUUUUAUUUUCUAAAGUAAAGUAAUAUUUUUAUCUAAUGUAAUGUUCAAUAUAGGAAUUUAAUUCUUUUUAAAGUAAUAAUAUAAUGUAAUCGAAUAAUUGGAUAUGUUUGUCGGGUACUUCACUACUUUUGAAGAGUCCAUGUAACAAAGACCUGAGGAAUUUGGGCAAAUGCUCAAUUGAGUAUCAUAGCACUGGACCACCACAAAGGAUAUUUGAAUUUUUAAUUUCUUAAUAUGUUUAUGCAUACCAUUCUGCUUCAAGUAAGAAUUUGAUGCCCUAGUUGCAGCUGUGGAACUUUAAUGAAAUAGAUGCCUCUCCUGCUUUGCUAUAACUUUUUCUUUUAAUAUAAUUUUUCUGAAGGGGUGGGACAAGGCGAGACUAUCUAAAAUUUCGUGAUCAUUUUAAGGUUUGGAUGGUGCAAUUUGAAGUUAUUGAAGGUUGUGGAAAGGAGUUCAACUAUACAAUAUUUGGCUUCUGUACAGUCAAAUAAAGCUCUGGAGUGCAUGUGAUGUGAUUUAUCUCUGAACACUGUAUAUAUCCAAAAUAUUUCCUCAACUGGAUUAGUUUAAACUUGCAAGGCCAUCUUCUACCUUUUUGUCUCACUAUAUAAAAUUAGAUUAUCCGACUGUUAACCCAAGAGAUGGGUUCAUUUUCUGGUACUUGUGAAAUUGUUGAAUCAAAGGAAGAGCUGAAUUCAAUUCAACAUUCUAAAGGAUUUCAUCAAUCAAGAGAAGCUAGCAAAGAGAUGAAGCCUCGUUUGGUGAAACUGGUAUCUGAUAAUUCUCUCGAAGAUGACAUCAGUAAGCUUUUGGAGGCAAUUCGUCUUAAAACUUCAUCCAAGGGUUUUAGUCUUUCAGAGAAAGCAGGUAUAGGCCCCUCCAAGAAAACUGACUUAAAGAAACCAGUUAGGCAGGGUGUGUCUCAUUCACCGGGAAUUGGAUUUUCUGAGCCAGUGUCUCUGAAGCAGGCACUAAGGGGAAUAUGCAUUUCUCAGGCAUCAGAAAUGGCUGCCACAAAAAGGUUAUUUAAGCCAACAACUUCUCCCAGGGUCUCAGAAGCCAGUAAAAUAACGAGUUUGUACAGGUCCAUUGUAGUUGAACCUGGUAAAUCUAGUAUUCCACUGAAAGAAGGCAAGGAAAAGGGGGUUAAAACAUCUGUAGUGCCUGAAGAAGGCACAUCAGAUCCUUCUAACAAGAUACCUCAGGACCUGAAAGCUUCCAAGACAAGAUCAUCCAACCAAAUUCCCGAUUCUUCUCCUCAAUUUGCUUUGGCAACUACAGAAAUUGGAACAGGGUCAACAUCAAUAGAAAAUGAGAUUAUAUCUGCAUCAUCAGAAGGUCAGAGACAAACACUGAAGACAAAGCUGGCGCAGGAGGACGAGCAUACAGCAGUCGCUUCUCUAUCUUGCCAUAGUGCUGGUGUUAACAUAGUAGAGCCAGGUAACAUUCAUGCAUCCGAUAUGUUAGCAAAAAAAGUUACAGCUCCAAAGUCAAGGCAGAAAGGCAGGUUGCAAAGUGUAUCUUCUUCAUCUAGUGCAAUCAACAGCAAUAAUAAGGUAAGCAAGCCAACAAGGAAUGCCCGUUUGAUCAAGCCAGUUCUCAGAAACAAGGCUAUCGUGAAGAAGAAUUUCAAACAGGAUUCAUCCAUUGCUUCCUCCACUUCUAACAUGAAUAAUGAAUUUAAUGAAGAUGUGAAUCCUAAUACUAGUCAAUUGGCUUGCCAGAGAUGCCAUUGUGCUUUGGCAAAUGCAAGACAAGAGUCCUGUAUAGAUACUCCAUCAUCCAACUGUGCAAGUCUUAGUGCUGAAGUCAGCUCGAGUAAUAUGAACUCUGGUGCCAGCAAAUCAGUCUUUGCUAAAAGGAACUCUAAUAAAAGCAGAAGUAUGGCCGUAAAAGCUAACAAGAAAUCAGAAACUAGAGGAAAGGAGGAAUUCUCCCAAAGUUCGAAAAGUAACCUUGGUGAUAGCAGUAGCACUAGUAGUGUCACUGAAGAGAAUAACCUAAGCUGGUCGAGCAAUAGACCUCACAUGUUGAAGGAUUCAAGGUGGGAAGCCAUCUGCCAUAUUAGGAAGCUGCAUGGUAACCUAGAGUUGAGACAUUUCAAUUUAUUACAGAAGCUUGGUUGCGGAGACAUUGGCACAGUAUAUCUUACCAAAUUAAUUGGAACAAACUGCCUAUUUGCUAUAAAGGUCAUGGACAAUGAAUACUUGGCAAGAAGAAAUAAGAUUACAAGAGCCCGAACUGAGAGAAACAUACUGAAAAUGUUGGAUCAUCCUUUUCUCCCUACGCUAUAUGCCCAGUUCACGUCAGAUAAUUUAUCAUGUUUAGUAAUGGAGUAUUGUCCAGGUGGAGAUCUGCAUGUCCUCCGGCAGAAGCAGCCUGACAGACAUUUUCCUGAACAAGCAGCAAGGUUCUACAUGGCUGAAGUCCUCCUCGCUUUGGAGUACUUACAUAUGCUUGGUGUGGUCUAUCGAGACUUGAAACCAGAGAAUAUUCUUGUUCGAGAAGAUGGUCACAUCAUGCUUACAGAUUUUGACCUUUCACUUAGAUGCAAUGUAUAUCCCAUUCUCCUGAAAUCUUCAUCAAGUAUGGAGCCUCCAAAGAUGUCAGGUCCAUGCACAGGAUCUAACCCUCUUUGCAUUGAACCAUCCUGCCAAGUCCCGUGCUUCAGCCCUAGGUUUUUACCUGCUUCUUCAAAACCAAGGAGGAUAAAGGCUGACCCCGCAGUCCAGGCCAGAUUGUUGCCACAGCUUGUGGCUGAGCCAACAGAUGCACGAUCCAACUCCUUUGUUGGGACCCAUGAGUACUUAGCUCCCGAAAUUAUCAAAGGAGAGGGUCAUGGGAGUGCUGUUGAUUGGUGGACAUUUGGUAUCUUUCUUUAUGAGCUUCUAUAUGGUAAGACACCUUUCAAAGGUUCUGGGAAUGAUGAAACUUUAGCCAAUGUGUUGCUGCAGAGCCUCGAAUUACCAGACAGCCCACUUGUUAGCAUUCAGGCAAGGGAUCUCAUCAGAGGCUUGCUGGUAAAGGAGCCCGAGAAUCGGUUGGGGUCAGAGAAAGGGGCUGCUGAGAUCAAGCAGCAUCCAUUCUUCGAUGGCCUAAAUUGGGCACUGAUCCGCUGUGCCACUCCACCUCAACUACCCGAGUUCUGUGAUACAGGAUUGCUGAACAUGGUGACUCAGGAAGAGGGAAAAAAGUUUCUGGAGUAUAGGGCUACAGGGGAGCACCUGGAGUUCGAGUUAUUCUAGCAAAAGUCUCAACCUUUAAGAAGAGAAGCUAUCAUGAUAGGCAUUAACCUGGACUCUCCUUCCUCUUGUAACCAAUAUUUUGCUUAUAAUGCAAAUUUUGUUGAGAAUAUUCUGGAGAGGAGUUGUCAUUCAUGAUACUGAAAAUUCCAUUGUAAAAUAUUUUGAAAGAUGGGUUGAUCUGUAUAUUCAAAUUUGUAACCUCUCAAGAACAAAAUUCUUACGACUUAAAAGCACCAAAAAUCAUUCAUUAUUAAGCAUAUAUGAAUAUCAUUCUUUGUCCCACCUUUUCUAUGUAAAUG
This is a messenger RNA of Cornus florida, 4944 nucleotides long. Its product is annotated as serine/threonine-protein kinase D6PKL1-like. Lineage: Eukaryota; Viridiplantae; Streptophyta; Magnoliopsida; Cornales; Cornaceae. Gene Ontology annotation, cellular component: nucleus; plasma membrane; cytoplasm. The record is from RefSeq and is a predicted model, not a curated record. Gene Ontology annotation, biological process: protein phosphorylation. The coding region runs from base 2042 to 4645 and encodes 867 amino acids. Gene Ontology annotation, molecular function: ATP binding; protein serine/threonine kinase activity. The transcript is spliced from 2 exons.